Molecule: messenger RNA, 1893 nt
Organism: Kwoniella shivajii
Lineage: Eukaryota; Fungi; Basidiomycota; Tremellomycetes; Tremellales; Cryptococcaceae
Exons: 2
Coding region: 1-1893 (630 amino acids)
Source: RefSeq, a predicted model, not a curated record
AUGAAAUUUUCAACAACCCCAAUCUUACUCACUUCCCUCGCUUUAUCUUCCUCGGCAGCGUUCGGUGCGCCUCUACCUCCUGUUCCAGGAUUCAACGGUAACGGAAAUACCAAAUCCACUUUGGAUGUAGGUGGUGGUAGAUCACCCAACCCCGAUGAUUAUUCCGAUUCACCAAGAAUGCCUAAUCCCAACUCACCAUUACUUGGUGUUGAUCUAGGUGGGAAUAUCAAUGCUUUACAACUUAACGUCGGUGAUGGAGUGAAUAAAAUAGGGAGUGGGGAUGGCGGAUUGGGCUUGGGCUUGGGUGUUAAUGGUGGUUUGGGCUUAGGUGGAUUGAUCGGUUUUGGAGGUAAAGGUAGACCAAAUAAAAGACAACUUCCACCCAUUCCAUCACCUACAAACCCGAUGAUACCUUCUACUGCGAAUAUCCCUACAUCUGUACCUAUGAUCGCACAAUCUGCUCAAUCGGGAUUAACCGUCGACCAAGUCACUGGAUUGGCUCAAGGCCUAGAUACUCAAAGUCAAGUGGCAGGUCAACUCGGUGGAGUAGCAGGUCAAGCAGGUGGUUUAGUUGGUGGAAUUACUGCUCAGGGUUUGAACGGAUUACCAAUAGUUGAAGGAUUGACGAAUGGCUUACCAGUUCAAGGUCUCGUAGGAACUGUUGGUGGUCUGACCAAUGGACUCCCUUUACAAGGUCUAGUCGGGACUGUUGGAGGUCUUACAAAUGGUCUUCCAGUUCAAGGCUUAGUCGGCGGUCUUACCAAUGGAUUCACCGGUACACUCGGAGGACUGACCAAUGGUUCACCCAUACAAGGUCUCGCCAAUACCGUUGGGGGACUGACCAACAAUCUCCCAUUACAAGGCCUAUCAAGCACCGUCGGAAGUCUCGCCAAUGGAUUGCCUUUAUCAGGUCUCACCGGCACGGUAGGGGGACUCGCAAAUGGACUUCCACUACAAGGCCUGACUGGAACUGUCGGAAGUCUCACCAACAACCUCCCAUUGCAAGGUCUCACUGGCACGGUCGGAAGCCUUACCAAUGGACUUCCAUUACAGAGUCUCGCUAACGGAACUCCUUUGCAAGGUCUCGCUGGUAAUUUACAAAGUUUGACCAAUAGCCUUCCUACCCAAGCACUCGCAAGUACCGCUCAAGUCGCUGCAAAUCCAGGUACCCUCACUCAAUCUGUUGAUACUCCCAUGGAGAGCGUGACCAGUGUAGCUCAAGGUGUCACUUCAUCAUCUCUUGGAAAUAUCGUGGGAAAUCUAGGUUCAAACACCUACUUACUAUCGUCAGGACAGAUCCUGAAAUUAGCAUCUGAUCUUGCCCCUUCAACCCCUCUGAACGAUUUGCAUCCAGUCGAGAUCGAAGGCAGAAUGUACAUUUUAAAUUCAGCUAAUCAGGUCGUUGGUACGAUGACUUCACCUACAAUUGGAUUAUACUCGGAUCCAUCAUUCAUUCCUUCUGAGGAUAAAGAAGAAGGAUCGAAUCCUUACUCAGGUGGAUAUACACCUUUAGCAGAUCAACCUGAUGCUUUCGAUUUAGUGGCUUCUCAGAUGUCUGGAUCGGAACCUUCCUCGACAUUCAUCGGUUCGAAUAGUGCCGGUGGCGCUGCAAGUGUUCAAGGAUCUCUCCAAGGGUUGAAUGGGUCUAGAAUGACAACUUCUCAACCUGUUCCAACUUCGACUUCAGCUUUGGGUUUACCAACAGCUGCUAUCACCGAUGUUCCGACUGGAGCUAUCACCACCAACAUCCCUACAGCAGCGAUCACCGCUACGCCGACCGAGGGCUGGGGAGAAUGGGUUACUGCAGCUCCAACAGCUAUGCCAACGAUAGAUAACCAAGAUGGUGCAGUGGGAAGUGCGAUGAUUCCUCAGACUAGUUCGGGAUUAGCUUAA